AUGGCUGCCGAGAUAGCACAUCCCGGUCCCGGCCUUCACGCGCUGUCGACCCGCACCUCUGUCGAUGCCGCGCCGACGACGAAUCCCGAUACCCCGCAGAAGAGUGUCGAGGACCUCACUGCCUCGAACAACAGCAUCCCUGACAUGGAAAGGGCUCAGGAGAAGGAGGGCGAUGCGCCGGUCGUGGACGAGUUCCUGGUCGAGUUCAAUGGACAAGACGAUCCGGACCACCCCAAGAACUGGACCACGCGUAGGAGAUGGGGGAUUACCGUGGUUGUUGGACUUCUGGUUUUCACCGUGACCUUUGCCAGCUCCAUCUUUUCGGUCAAUAUCGGCGUCGUGGAGGAGAAGUUCCAGGUUACACAGGUGGUCGCUACGUUGGGUGUUGCGCUCUUCGUGCUGGGCUUUGUAUUCGGUCCCAUCGCAUUCGGUCCAAUGUCUGAGGUCCUUGGACGUCGUACUCCCCUACUCUGCGGCUACGCCCUGUUCGCCAUAUUCCAGAUUCCCGUCGCUGUUGCGCAAAACAUAACAACCGUAUGUGUGGGCCGAUUCCUCGGAGGGUUCUUCGCCGCCGCGCCGCUUUCAGUGGUGGGCGGCAUCUUAGCUGAUCUCUGGGAUCCCAUCCCUCGAUCGUAUGCUAUCUGUAUCUUCGCAGCUGGAGGAUUUGCUGGCCCAGUAGCAGGCCCUAUCGCUGGUGGCUUCAUUACACAGUCAUACUUGGGCUGGAGAUGGACAUCCUGGAUCACGUUGAUCAUGGCUGGCGUCGUUGGCGCUCUUGCGUUCUUCUUUGCGCCGGAGACAUCGGCGCCUAGGAUUCUCCAAUAUCGUGCUGCGGCUUUGCGCAAGAAGUCGGGCAACAACGACUAUCACGCGAAGGCAGAUGACGAGAAGCUCACAAUGGAGAGGGUUCUGACGGUUUAUCUGAUUAGACCGUUCGUCAUGAUCAUGCAGGAGCCGAUUUUGGCUCUCGUAACGGCCUACAUGUCCUUCUUGUAUGGCAUCGUGUACCUACUCUUCGAAGCCUACCCAGUAGCCUACCACGAACAACGCGGCUGGUCCCUCGGUGUGUCCCAACUUCCUUUCACGGCCUUUAUCGUCGGAAUCAUCUUAGGCGCCGGCGUGAUAGCCUACAGCACCGCCACGAACUUCACCCGCGCGUUCAACAAGCACGGCAAAUCGAUUCCAGAAGAGCGUCUUCCGCCCAUGAUUGUGGGCGCCAUCUGCCUGCCCGUCGGGCUCUUCUGGUUUGGAUGCAUGUCGUACCUCAUCGACUGCUACGGCUUCUACGCCAACUCCGCCAUCGCCGUCAACACCUUCAUUCGCAGCUUCUUCGGCGCCUUCUUCCCGCUUUUCACGCACGUUAUGUACACGAAGUUAGGUGUGGCGUGGGCGAGUAGUCUGCUGGCGUUCAUCUGUGUGGCUUUCUUGCCGGUGCCCGUAUUGUUCUAUGCGUACGGCGCGAAAAUCAGGGAGAAGAGUAAAUGGGCCCCAACAGGGAAGUAG
Messenger RNA from Didymosphaeria variabile, 1503 nucleotides. RefSeq lists its product as uncharacterized. The coding region runs from base 1 to 1503 and encodes 500 amino acids. Gene Ontology annotation, biological process: transmembrane transport. Gene Ontology annotation, molecular function: transmembrane transporter activity. The record is from RefSeq and is a predicted model, not a curated record. Lineage: Eukaryota; Fungi; Ascomycota; Dothideomycetes; Pleosporales; Didymosphaeriaceae. The transcript is spliced from 4 exons.